AUGCUCGGCACCAGCGAGGAUGGUUUCAUUCGGCCUAGAUGGAUGCAGGCUAUGGGGAUUACACAGUCGUGGUCUUGCCCUAUGGAUGAUAUAAGAAUUGAAGGCACACAUGAUGGUCGGCCUUUCGAAAUCUUUGCUCGAUUUGAGCUAUGGAAGGCUCAUCGAGAUUUCCUAAAAAAUGAUACUGCCAGUGAUACCCACAUCAGAUCACCUCUGUUAGCAAGAGCUUGGGAUUUCCAAGAGCUCUACCUUUCACCCCGGACGAUUCACCUUCACUCCUCUGUCAGGCUUCCUGCUUUGGCGGGUCUUGCAAGUCAGUUUCAAGAGCAGACUACUGGGGACUAUUUUGCCGACCUGUGGCAGAACGACCUUGUUAGAAUGCUAUUGUGGUGUCUAAAGGACUCAACAGUGGGUUGUACUAGAAGUCGCCAGUCAGCCGCGCCGUCAUGGUCAUGGGCGUCGAUUGUCGACUAUGAUGAACUUAAUGGCAGAGGCGACAAUCCUCCAAGUUACAUACUUGUUCAAAGAUUUUGCACCAGCUUCAAGCACGAUACUAAUGCUGAAAUACUAAAGGUCGAAUAUGCGGCAGCCGGUAUCAAUCCUUUCGGACAAGUUUCAAUGGGCACGAUCUUGAUCCGUGGCACUAUAGUAUAUUCGACAGUUAGUAAGGCGCAGCUUUUGGGGGUCUUGCUUACCACGGCUCGCGUAGCCGGUUUGCUUUAUCACGCUCCGUGA
Messenger RNA from Venustampulla echinocandica, 735 nucleotides. RefSeq lists its product as uncharacterized. The transcript has a single exon. Lineage: Eukaryota; Fungi; Ascomycota; Leotiomycetes; Helotiales; Pleuroascaceae. The record is from RefSeq and is a predicted model, not a curated record. The coding region runs from base 1 to 735 and encodes 244 amino acids.